Molecule: messenger RNA, 6674 nt
Organism: Suncus etruscus (white-toothed pygmy shrew)
Lineage: Eukaryota; Metazoa; Chordata; Mammalia; Eulipotyphla; Soricidae
Gene: ZNF532
Product: zinc finger protein 532
Exons: 10
Coding region: 949-5091 (1380 amino acids)
Source: RefSeq, a predicted model, not a curated record
AUUCUUUCCCCCCCUCUACACCCCACACGAGCUGCUGAUUUUCAGGGACUUGUUGGCAACUCAGUGAGGGUUGCCAUAGCUUUUUUAUGUAGGGUGACCAGAACCGGCUGGAACUGGUUUGAGGCAGAUCAGCUCCUGAACACAAUGCAGUCACUGAGCUCCUACAGUGGAAUAGCAGCUUCCUCCCUUCAUGGCAGCCAAAAGCAGAGGCGCUUGCAGGAAGGUACCACCCUAACACAGUAUGUGAAUGCACAUUCAGGCACCACACAGCUCUGGUACGCGACUCCCGGAGCCCUCUCCAAGAGUCCGUGUAGAGAAGAUGGGGGAGAAGUGUGCAGGUUUGCAAGGUCUGACCUUCCUGGGGGCUUUUCCUGCCUGUUUUCUUUUUGCCUUUUUUUUUUUUUUUUGGAAAAGCUGAAGGGAUGGACAAGGAGCUGAGAUUUAUGGCCCUUAUUAAAGGAGAAAAUGUGCCUUGUAGGGUGGGGACACUUGGUUUGUGCAGUCUCUCUCUCUCUCUCUCUCUCUCUCUCUCUCUCUCUCUCUCUCUCUCUCUCUCUCUCUCUCUCCCUCUCUCUCUCUCUCUCUCUCUCUCUCUCUCUCUCUCUCUCUCUCUCUCUGUCUCUCUCUCAUUCUGUGGUUCGGACAGAACCAAACCAAAGCUAACUGAACUGAUGGAUUUGUAAUGGGCGUCUGUGUGUUGCAGGAGGAUGCUACUUUGCAUGCUUUUUCUUCUCUUGCAGGCUAUGUUGUGCUUUGUGCUUUUCCUUUUAGAAGCUACUAGAGGGUGUGGGGGUACUUCUGGCUAUGAAGAAGGCCAAAAGGCCUGUGGACAGGGGCUGCUUUUAACCCUUUCCGACUGGCAGAGAAUGCAGCCGUGUGGCCGUAACUGAACAUUGGUCCAAAGCCUUUCCCAAGGGUCAAGGUUCACAAGGACGCCCGGGUCCCUCGAUGACCAUGGGAGAUAUGAAGACCCCAGACUUCGACGACCUCCUGGCGGCCUUCGACAUCCCGGACAUGGUCGACCCCAAAGCUGCCAUCGAGUCGGGGCACGACGAGCCCGAGGCCCAUGUUAAACAGAGCGGCCACGCCGAGGACGAUGGCCAUGCGCCCUCUUCCUCCUCGGAUGGCGGUGUCAGUGUCAUUGUCAAGAACGUGCGCAGCCUGGACACAGCUGAGGGCGCCGACAAGGACGGACACCCCCCUGCCACAGGCAAUGGCCUACACAACGGCUUCCUCAGCGCUGCUACCGCCGCCGGCCUGGACAGCUAUGCCAAGGAAGGCACCAAGGCACCCAGGGCUGGGGCUGGGGAUGGACCGGCGGCUGCAGAGGGCAGCUUGCAGGAUGCUGCUUUCAGCCAGUUCAGCCCCAUCUCUAGUGCUGAGGAGUUCGAUGAGGAUGAGAAGAUCGAGGUAGACGAUCCCUCAGACAAGGAGGAGGCACGGGCCGGCUUCAGGCCGCACGUGCUCUCAGGGGCUGCCCCCCACCAAGACUAUGAGAAGAUCAAGGCCCUGGGCGGAGAGAAUGGGGGCAAAAUCGGCACCGUUCCCACCGCCGGUGGUGCCGACAAAAGCAAGGCGGUGAAGAGGGAGUCAGAAGUGGGUGGCAGUGGUGGCAGCGGUGGCAGCGGGGCUGCUAGCCUGGCUGCCUAUGAGCCCUUCAAGGUCAGAAAGGCAGAGGAGAAGCUGAAGGAGAGCUCGGAGAAGGGGCCCGAUGCCCGGGCUAAUGAGGCUAAACUGGGUUCCGAGAAGGGCGAAGGCACCUUAGGCGCAGCGCCACCACGGGCUAAGCCCUCCUCCAAGCUCUCCUCCUGCAUCGCUGCCAUUGCAGCGCUCAGCGCCAAGAAGGCCGCUUCUGACUCGGCUCGGGAGCCAGCCACCAGCCCCCAGGAACCCUGCCCUGCACCCAAGGAUGCCCAUGAGAGCCCCCGUGCCGCUGAGAAGUCCCCCGAGGUGCCAAACCUCAUCGACGGCCCUCGGAAGGGUCCCCUGAAGCCUUCUGACAGUCCCCGGAGCAGCUGCAGCGAAAGUAGCGGCAAAGGGUCUCCCGCCUCGCCCGCUGGUUCCACCCCGGCCAUCCCCAAGGUCCGCAUCAAGACCAUCAAGACGUCCUCGGGUGAGAUCAAGAGGACGGUGACACGGGUCCUGCCUGAGCUGGACCAGCUUGACGCCUCGGGCAAGAAGCCAUCGGAGCCUCCACCGCCCCCGCCGGCCUCCGUCAUGGCCUCAGUGACCUCACUGCUGAGUUCACCAGCUGCGGCGGCUGUGCUGUCGUCUCCGCCACGUGCCCCGCUGCAGUCGGCCGUGGUGACCAAUGCCAUGUCCCCAGCUGAACUGGCCCCCAAGCAGGUCACCAUCAAGCCGGUGGCCACUGCCUUCCUCCCCGUGUCCGCGGUAAAGACAGCCGGGUCGCAGGUCAUCAACCUGAAGCUGGCCAACAACACCACGGUCAAGGCCACGGUCAUAUCAGCCGCCUCGGUGCAGAGCGCCAGCAGCGCCAUCAUCAAGGCCGCCAACGCCAUCCAGCAGCAGACCGUGGUGGUGCCGGCCUCCAGCCUGGCCAGCGCCAAGCUCGUGCCAAAGACGGUGCACCUCGCCAACCUCAACCUCCUGCCCCAGGGCGCCCAGGCCACCUCGGAGCUGCGCCAGGUGCUUACCAAACCCCAGCAGCAGAUCAAACAGGCAAUAAUCAGCGCUGCGGCCGCGGCUGCCGCCUCCUCCUCCAACUCCUCCACCUCCUCUCCCGCUCAGCCACCCAAAAAGGUGUCCCGGGUGCAGGUGGUGUCGUCGCUGCAGAGCUCCGUGGUAGAGGCCUUCAACAAGGUGCUGAGCAGCGUCAACCCCGUGCCCAUAUACAUCCCCAAUCUCAGCCCCCCGGUGCACGCGGGCAUCACGCUGCCGGCUCGUGGCUACAAGUGCUUGGAGUGCGGUGAUGCUUUUGCCCUGGAGAAGAGCCUGUCACAGCACUAUGACCGGCGCAGCGUGCGCAUCGAGGUGACCUGCAACCACUGCUCCAAGAACCUGGUAUUCUACAACAAGUGCAGCCUGCUGUCCCACGCCCGCGGUCACAAGGAGAAGGGCGUGGUCAUGCAGUGUUCCCACCUCAUCCUCAAGCCCGUGCCUGCGGACCAGAUGACAGUGUCACCGGCCAGCAGUGCCGCCGCUGCCGUCGUCGCCGCCUCUGCCAGCGCCUCGGCCAGCGUCACCACGGCCAUGGUGUCUGUGUCUGCCACGGGGGCAGUGGCGGCGGCCGUGGUGAAUACGGCCGCCGGCACUGCCCCGGCUGUUCCCGUUGCUGCUGGCAGUGGCGGCGGCGGCGGCAGCGGCCCACAGACAGUCCCCAAGAUCCAGUCGGGCAUCACCGGGACCGUCAUCUCCGCUCCCUCUAGCACCCCCAUCGUCCCGGCGAUGCCCCUGGACGAGGACCCAUCCAAGCUGUGCCGGCACAGCCUCAAGUGCUUGGAGUGCAACGAGGUUUUCCAGGAUGAGACGGCGCUGGCCACCCACUUCCAGCAGGCGGCUGACGCCAGCGGACAAAAGACUUGCACUGUCUGCCAGAUGUUGCUCCCUAACCAGUGCAGCUUCGCCUCCCACCAGAGAAUCCAUCAGCACAAGUCUCCCUACACCUGCCCCGAAUGUGGGGCCAUUUGCAGAUCGGUGCACUUCCAGACUCAUGUCACCAAGAACUGCCUGCACUACACGAGGAGAGUCGGCUUCCGGUGUGUGCAUUGCAACGUCGUGUACUCGGAUGUGGCCGCUCUGAAGUCGCACAUCCAAGGGUCUCACUGUGAAGUCUUCUACAAGUGCCCCAUCUGCCCCAUGGCGUUUAAGUCUGCCCCGAGCACCCACUCCCACGCGUACACGCAGCAUCCUGGCAUCAAGAUCGGAGAGCCCAAAAUCAUCUACAAGUGCUCCAUGUGCGACACGGUGUUCACACUGCAGACGCUGCUAUACCGCCACUUUGACCAGCACAUCGAGAACCAGAAGGUGUCGGUUUUCAAGUGUCCUGACUGCUCCCUCCUCUAUGCACAGAAGCAGCUUAUGAUGGAUCACAUCAAGUCUAUGCACGGGACCUUGAAAAGCAUCGAAGGGCCUCCAAACCUGGGCAUUAACCUGCCUUUCAGUCUCAAGCCGACGACCCAGAACUCCACCAACCAGAACAAAGAUGACAGCCGGGCCCUGAAUGGGAAGGACAAGUCGGAGAAGAAGACCCCGUCACCUGUGAAGAGGUCCCUGGAGCCCAAGAAAGUGGCAAGCCCCGGGUGGACUUGCUGGGAUUGUGACCGGCUUUUCACGCAGAGGGACGCCUACAUCUCACAUGUGCGCAAGGAGCAUGGAAAGCAAAUGAAGAAGCAUCCGUGCCGCCAAUGCGACAAGUCCUUCAGCUCCUCACACAGCUUGUGCCGUCACAACCGCAUCAAGCACAAAGGCAUCAGGAAAGUUUAUGCCUGCUCGCAUUGCCCCGAUUCUAGACGCACCUUCACCAAGAGGCUGAUGCUGGAGAAGCACAUCCAGCUCAUGCACGGCAUCAAGGACCCCGACCUUAAGGAGAUGACCGAGGCCAGCACCGAGGAUGGCAUGGACACAAAGGAGGAUGUCAAGGUGCCCAGUCCCAAGCGCAAGUUGGAGGAUCCUGUCCCGGAGUUCAGGCCACCCCGCGGAGCCAUCACGCAGCCACUGAAGAAGCUCAAGAUCAAUGUGUUCAAGGUGCACAAGUGCGCCGUCUGUGGCUUCACCACCGAGAACCUGCUGCAGUUCCACGAGCACAUCCCGCAGCACAAGUCUGACGGCUCGUCCUACCAGUGCCGUGAGUGCGGCCUGUGCUACACGUCGCACGGCUCGCUCGCCCGCCACCUCUUCAUUGUGCACAAGCUCAAGGAGCCGCAGCCCGUGGCCCGGCAGAACGGGGCGGGCGAGGACAGCCCGGCUGAUCCCCCAGGUGGCGCCGAGGACGAGGCGAUGGGCACGCCGUCGGACCGUAAGUGCAAAGUGUGCGCCAAGACCUUCGAGACGGAAGCGGCCUUAAACGCACAUAUGCGGACCCACGGCAUGGCCUUCAUCAAGUCCAAAAGGGUCAGCUCCGCAGAGAAAUAGCCGACGCCCCCUACCCCCCAGUCCCACCCUGUUCGCCUGUGUUGGAACCUGACAAGCUUUUGUUACCAAAAGUUGGCAGCCUGGCUGCGCUCGGUAGAACCGGCCGUGCUGAUGCAAUAUCUCCCCCCCAAAGGGACCUUCUUCACCUCGGUGUAUAUCCUCAACACUAAGUAUUAAAGCAAAAACAGUAUUUGAGUUGAAGAGAAUUUGUAUAUAUUCAAAAGAAUAACUUUUUUAUACUCUUUGUUACAUGUUUCUAUCAGUAUUUUGAGGAAAAAUGUUUUAAGAUUUCCGUUUGUUGGGUUUGUUUUUAUUAUUUUCUGGUUAGAAGAUUGCUUUUUUUUUUCUCUUUUUAUUUUAUUUUUUGGGGUAACUUUCAAACAGUUCUUAGUCAACUGGCAGUUCCUCAAAUCAAAGAAACCAUUUUGUAUGUUAAUGGGUUUGAAAGGGUCUCAGACUAAAUACAGGCCGAGAUAAAGGCCUUUUUUGUUGUUAUUUUUUUUAAAGCGUAUUGUUUUGUUUUGUUUUGUUUUGAGUGUUCAUUGCUAAACUAUAUUUCUCAUGGGUCUUCGAACACUUAGGGACUUUUUUAAGUGUCUUAGCACUCUCCUCAAUGUGCCUGUUCCGCUGUGGGCACGGGCUGGGCCCGGGCCCUGCCACCCUGUUGUAGCCAUCUGCAGGUAGUGCCUGUUUGGACAGCCAAGAUCCAGAUCCACAGGCAGUUGACUUGGGAAAUAAGCGUGCAUGGCCCCGGCCACAGACCCGGCCACCGCGUCUUCCCCAGCCAACAUGCCAUUCCGGCUGCCAGGAUUCCAGGGACAGCAGAGAAAGGGCUGGACUCCUAGGACUGUUCGACCAAUCACUUUAUACCGCCACGGUUUUUUGUUCUUUUGGGAUUUUUUUUUUUGUCCUGUAAUUUAUUAACUCAUAAAGACACAAUGAAAAACAAACAAAAAUAUCAAGUAUUUCUCUAGCUCUUGAUGGGAAAAGUAAAAAAAUAAUAAUAAUAUCACAGUUGACUUAACCCUCCGCUGUGGAAAAAAGUUGGCGUUUCCUGUUCUGGGUGCUACUGCCAAAUGUCCUGGUACUUCAGAGUUGGGGGCACACAGCUCCCAGCGCCGACCUAGCAAUGCAGCUGCUCGCAGCCGGCCUCCCCUACUCCGCACUGAGCCACACCCGGGUUAGCUCCGUUCUUCCACCGAGAAUGUUCCCUCACCUCAGCUGCACCAAUACAAGAGCAGCAGAAGGACAGAGGGACAUUCCUGUGCUGUCCGUUUCGUUUCUAGUCCUCUGGAAGAUGUCUGUGUUUUGGUUUUAGUGUGCGUGUGUGUAUGUGUGCGCGUGUGUAUGUGUUUUUCUUUGCAUUUUAUAUCUUGUAUUUAUCCCAGAACAUGCUUUGUACUUGUUUUGUUUUUGUUUAUUUUGUUUUUUUAAGAAAAGAGGUUCUGUUGUAUAUAUAGCGAUAACUUGCAUGAUACACCGUAGUCGAUUCAGUUCCUCAAAAGGUCUCGCCCUGCAUCAUCUUCAUCACUGUUGUAACUGUAUUCACAUUUCAAAUGUAAAUAAAGGCAGGACGUUUGGCC